Messenger RNA from Nematocida major, 708 nucleotides. Its product is annotated as 20S proteasome subunit alpha 1. Lineage: Eukaryota; Fungi; Microsporidia. The transcript has a single exon. The record is from RefSeq and is a predicted model, not a curated record. Gene Ontology annotation, biological process: ubiquitin-dependent protein catabolic process. Gene Ontology annotation, cellular component: proteasome core complex; proteasome core complex, alpha-subunit complex. The coding region runs from base 1 to 708 and encodes 235 amino acids.
AUGAGCAAUGAAAGAAUUAACAAUGACUUUAGCAAAGAAGGCACUCUUUACCAGGUAGAGUACGCCUUGGAGGCAGCAAAAAAGGGAAUGCCGUGCGUUAUCGUGGGAACGCCCUCCUGCAUAGUCAUGGCAGCUUCCAAGCGCCUGCCAGAAAAACUUAUGGAUCCAGAGUACAUUUCCAGCUUCUUUGAGAUCCUCCCGGGCGUUGUUGGUGUGGCGAGCGGAUACCUGAUGGACAUACAGAUCACAGUUUCAGAUGUGAAAAAAGCUGCCAUGGAUCUGUACCACGACCUGGGAGAAGUGCCCACACCGGAUAUUAUAGCCAGGGAAAUGGCAGAUAAAUUCCAGCUCUACACGCAGGAGAGUUAUAAGCGCAUUUCAGCAGUGUUUCUGGCAAUUGUGGGGUACGAGAAAGAGUGCCCGAUGAUAUACUACACCGACUCGUCGGGCAUUCUUCUCCCAUACAAAGCCGUGGCCUUCGGAGAGGGCGGGUCGCUCAUGAUGAAGAAGCUGGAAAAGCUCUACACGCCCGAGCAGACGCAGGAGCAGGCAACAGAAAAUGCACUAAUUUCGCUUUCAGAGGCCCUGGGCGCUGACUAUUUGGCCACAAACGUGGAGCUCGCGGUUUUCACGGCCAAGGAGGGCCUUCGCCGAGCAACCACAGACGAAAUUGACGGGUUCUUGGUGGAGAUUGCAGAGAAAAUAUAG